Messenger RNA from Durusdinium trenchii, 5007 nucleotides. The record is from the annotation of a GenBank genome assembly. NCBI's taxonomy places the organism in Eukaryota, Dinophyceae, Suessiales, Symbiodiniaceae.
AUGACGGCCACACAGUCUUCAGGGCCAACACUUGGCAAAACGUGGCACCAGGCAGGAGAACGAGACACGUGUGGUCAAAAGGAACGAGACACGUGUGCGAUGCCGCAUUCGCUGAGUGUCACGGCCGUGGUCUCCGCCUUAACGGUGCAGAUCCACUUCAACGGUUCCACGUCGAGGCCUGUUCUGGAAUGCUUCGAUCUCUUCUCGAAUACCACUGCCAGCAAGCUUGGGGAUGAGCCUCGCUGCUCGUGGGCGACGGAUUCCGAUUCUCAACUGAUGGUGCAUUUGGGCAAACGAGCUCGGCUUCUCGCAGGCGACUGGAUCUCCUUUCAACCUGAAGCUGUUCAAGCUCUUGUCGACGGUGACAGCGGGACGCCAACCGAUACGCCCGAUGUCCUUCGGGCGGUCGCGCAGCGAAGUCCUGGAUCUGCCGCCGUGAAGGUCCAGGCGGUGCUCACGGCGCCGAGCGCCGUGAACGCACGGUGUUCGAUGCUUCGCUUCAGCACGGAGCUCUCGAGUGGAGCGGCGGGCCGCAGCAUGCUGCUGGAAUGGCGUUUGGGCAAUCAGACCACUGGUCUCAAUGUUGCGCAGUUGGAAGACUUGGAAGACAAACUGGACGCAGCAAGUCUCUCUUCAAGCACUGUUCUGGAGAUUGACCCCUCAGCGCAGGCUAUCGAGGGCAACGCACAGAUUGAAAUCGAGGUGCGGAUGACCAACUGGCAGAAUUAUUCUAGCACUGCACAUGCACUGGCUCAAGUUUCGGCUGACUCGCUGAGCCCGCCCUUGAUUCCGGCCACCGUGCAAGAGAUGGUUCUGGAUCCUGCGAAACCCUUGGAGCUUGCCGUGAAGGUGCAAGAGAAUGGAUGUGUUGAAGGUGCGGUGGAGAUCCAAUGGAGCGCUUUGACGAGACACCCUGGCGCUGACCAAGACCCCAGUCAAGCUGGUCUACGACUGCGUGAAUACACCUUUGGCAGUGGAACUCUGCAUGGCUUCAGAGCAUCGGCCUUCUACAAGGCUUCUCCGGCCCACUCACGGCACUUAGACUUUAUCGUGGCCGUCCCGGAGCCACCCAGGCUGGUGCCGGUAAUUUCUGGCCCGACGACCGUCUCACGAAGCUGCAACUUUACGCUGAGAAGUCGGUCAUUCGAUGAACAGAUACCUCCAUCGGAGCGCGCGCUGACACGGUUUGGCUACAAGUGGACGUGCGAUUCAGAGCAUUUGCCCUGUGAUUUGCAGUCAAAGGCUUCAACCUUAAGCGUACAAGGUGGUGAUGUUGAAGCUGGCAUUUACAAGAUAACGCUUCAUGUUUGGAGAGAAUGGGAAGACAUGAGCAAGGCUGCCUCGACUACUUCCACAAUUCGUGUCCUCCCGCAUCAAGUUCCCACAGUGACGUUGGAGACAUCGUGGAUAGAUGGCCAAAUGUUGUCCCAAGUGACAGGGAGUGUGAAUGCCACAGCAGUGCUCGAUCCCCAAUGUGGCCGCGGCGAAGACAUCCACUGGCAAUGGGUGCUGCUGGAUGGAGCCAACUGGACUCUACUGAGAUAUCUCAAGUCCGAGCCGCGGGAACUGAAUGAAAGCAUCACCACUCUCGACUUCCCCAGCUACUCCCUGGAGAAAGCAGGCGUCUACUACUUUGCUUUGUCCACUGUUCCAGAGCAGCGACUGGCGCUUGGGCAAGUCGUUGAUAUCGUUGAUGAUCGAAUGAUUGCCAUCUCACCGAGCUUCCGUGUGGAUGGGCCACCAGAGCUGGGAGUGGUGGAGGUGAAUCCGCCCGCGGGUGAGGCAGUCACGACCUCGUUCACGAUCACCACCCAUUCUUGGCAAGACGAAGAAGAAGAACGACUCGAGUACAGUUUUUAUGCUCUGAACGCCUCGAAGGCUGGAGACGAAGAACCGACGGUCUGCCGUAAACACACUUCCUUCAUGGAAUCAGUCAGCAUCUUUUUUGGUACGUCAUCUUCCAAGGAUCCUCAGGAGCUGGACUUCAGCAACACCUUCAACGAGAGCUACUUCUCCAAACACGGUGGGAUCCUUCUUCGCAGCUGGGGGAAGUCCAAGACGGUGUCUGACAUUCGGAUGCCUCCGGGCAACUUCUCCCUUUUGGCUCGUGCUCGAGAUCACCUCGGAGCAGAGGCCUGGUCAUCUAUUUCUCUGAAUUGGAGCAUUGCUGAGAUAGAUGACCAAUUUGCUGCCGCGGCACAGGUUCUGCAGGCUUCGAUGUCCACAGUGAAUGGACAGCAAAUGCUCAACACCGUGAACGCGAUUUACAAGAGCAAUGCCACCCAAAGCCUGAGCCACUUACUCCUGGCUCUAAAGGUGGCAGCUCAGAAUGUUGAUGCCACAGUGGAGAUUCUGCGAGAAUUGAGUUGGGUGACAAGUGCACUGGUCACAGAUGACGCUGCGGACGAAGUGAACCUUUUAGAAGCCAGCGAUCUACUGAGCAAGUAUAUUGAGCUUAGUCUUGCGCCUAACACCAACCCAGCUGGCGAAGAGACCCUUGCAACAAUUCUAAGAGCCAUCAGUUCGGUGAAUCAGGCGCGCAGCCGCUUGGGCCUCAGCGAAGCAUCGAACGUGUCCCAAGACGUGAGCCACCGAGUCUCCGAAUUGGGACUUGCCAUGCUGAAAGUGCCAGACCAGUCGGUGCAGGCGCGUGAAGGCUGGACGGUGAAUGCAGAUGACAUCACUUUGGAGGUGAUUCCAUCCUCCGGACGAAGGGUCUCCACUUUCUUCCAUGACUCGUAUCCUUUCACCAUUGAAGAUCCGAGCUCUGAGAAGCUUGAUGCGCGCUCUGGGUUGGUGAAAGUCCUUGAGAUUGGCACAGAAGGCAGCUUCCUGGAUUCGGUUUGGAUUACUUUUCAGGUGGAGGACAAGCUGGGGAUGAACGCAAUUUGUAUGCGGACCGGUCUUGGCGCGAACCAGCGAUGGGAAGCUAGCACGACGGUCGUCGAGAAGUCUGAGGUGUCGGGGAGUCCGACAGUGGCCUGUCAUGUUGAAGCCUUCCAAUCCCCUGAAUGUUUCAGCCUGGCCUGGAGGAACAUUGAUGAUGAAGCUGCAUCGAACCUGUGGAUGUGCUCCUUGAUUUCGACCCUGGUGACACUGAUUCUGGUGCCGGCAGCGUGCGGUCUCUUUGAGUUUGAGACGCGCGAGAAGUUUCGAAGCAGGGAGCCUGUCCGGCUCCAUGUCCGGACAGGCACCUCCCUGUAUUUACCAGGAACAUUGUGGAAGAGCGAGUUCUCUGCAAUCGCAGGAAGUGAACCGGCAGUCGAGGAUGUGGCACCAGAUGAGGCACUAGAUGAAGUGCAAGAGCCUGUUCUCGACCUCGACAAACUCAUGGGCUUCCAGGAUGUGCCGUGCGAGCAACGAGAUAGGGCACUAGAUGAAGUGCAAGAGCCUGUUCUCGACCUUGACGAACUCUUGGGCUUCCAGGCAGAAGUCCCUGAUGACCGGCCUGAAGUGCAACAAAAGCAGGAGGAAGAGGAAGAAGAAGAAUUGUCCUUGGACGCAGGAGCCUUGGAGGUGGUGAUCAGAGACUUUGCACCGCAUGAGGGGACCCAGGACGUAGCCGGGAAACUCUACUCCUUCGCCAAGGGCAUCUCGCGGCAGCCGCGCCAGGAGGAGUUGGAGGCUUUUAUCCAAAAGUGGAGCUUGGACGUCUCCACCGCCAAGUGGGUCCGGGAGCUACCGCAGGAGGUGAAGGACGCUCUGGUGCGAGACUUCGAACCCAAGGAGGAUACGCAGAACAUCAUGGGAAAGCUCAAGGGCUUCGCGCGAUCCAUCCUCAGCCGUCACCAGAGUGUUUCCGGAAGUGCUGUGGCUGCCAAUGGUGACAGGCGCUUGGAGGAGUUUGUGCAACGCUGGGGCGUCCAGGAGAGUAUGGGCUUCCUGCAAAGCCUCCCGCCGCUGGUGCUGACGAAGGUCCUGGAGCAGUUCGAUCCAAAGGGAGAUACGAUGAAUAUCAAUGGCAGGCUGUGCUCCUUUGCUAGGUCCGUGGCGGAUCGCCUCCAACUCUCCACGCCGCCCGUGCCCGGGCUGGGCGCGGCCGCCGCGGCCGCGGCGUUGGGCGGCGGGCACACACCGCAGGUGGUGAUUCCGCCCGCGCAGCUGGGAGGUUUGCCGCAGCUGGUGUCGCCCUUGGCGGCUUUUGGAGGAAUGGAUCCAUUGAACAGCUUCUUCUUGAUGCCGCAGGUCUCCUUGCCCAUGGCCCUCUCACCACAGCUAGCGCUGCAACAAGCACAGCUGGCGGCUGCCGGGGCGGCCGCCAGUGGAGUGGAUCCGGUGAACUCCUUUUGUGCACGAUGGCACUUGAGCGAAACCUCCAGGCAGACGCUCCUUCAGCUUCCACAGGAGGUGCAGAAUAUUGUGAUGGCGGAGUUUAGCCCGGCUGCCGGUACUGCUAGCCUGGAUGGGAAGCUCCAGACCUUUGCGCGGAGUGUCUUGGAACGAUUCCAAGAUCCUUCGAGACCAUCGGCGGCGGCAGCCAGUGCCAACCCAUCGAUCGCGGAGUUCGCCCGGAAGUGGGCGCUGGACGAGGACGCGGUGCGUUUCCUCGAGACUGUGCCAGAGCAGCCAUUGCAAACCGUGCUGGGGGAGUUCCAGCCACGCGCGGGCACGCGGAGCAUGACGGGGAAGCUCAAGGCCUUCGCGCACACCAUCAUGGAGGCUCAAGGAUUCCCCGUGAUUCGGGAGGGAGGAGGCGGAGCAGGUGGACAUCAUGUGGAGCUUUCAGAGCAGCAGUUCCUCCAGAAGUGGGGUGUGGCGGAGAACCCCAUGGUCCUGGAGACCUUGAACGCCCUGACACCGGAGAUUCGCAGCAGGGUCUUCCGCGAUUUCGAGCCGGCGCCACAGACCAUGGACGUGGCGGGCAAGCUCUGCAGCUUCGCGAAGUCGGUGGCGCGCGGCAAGGGCGGCGGCAAGGGCUUUGGAGCCUUUGGCAUGGGGAUGCCUGGCAUGGGCAUGAAGCGUCCCGGCUCUGAACUGGACCCCUUUGUCCCGCGGCCGCGCUGGUGA